This is a messenger RNA of Closterium sp. Naga37s-1, 413 nucleotides long. NCBI's taxonomy places the organism in Eukaryota, Viridiplantae, Streptophyta, Zygnematophyceae, Desmidiales, Closteriaceae. The record is from the annotation of a GenBank genome assembly.
GAAACAAAGUGGUGCUUACUGAAUUUCAAAGGAAACCUAUGGGAGCUGCUGCAGUUGAACCGAAGUCACCAGGCGCCGCUGGAGUUGAAGCCAAGUCAACCUUGCUGCUGGAAAUCAUUGAACCGAAUGUAUUCAUUGGGAUUUCGCCACCAUCCGCCCUCCGCCAUCUGCAAUCCGCCUCCCCGCCAGCCACCACCAGUCCCCGAUUCAAAUCCCAAGGAAACAAAGUGUUGCCUACUGAAGUUGAAGGGAAGCCUAUGGGAGCUGCUGCAGUUGAACCGAAGUCACCAGGCACCGCUGGAGUUGAAGCCAAGUCAACCUUGCUGCUGGAAAUCAUUGAUUUCGCCACCAUCCGCUUUCCGCCAUUCCGCCUCCCCGCCAGCCACCACCAGACCCCGAUUAAAAUCCCCAAG